AUAUAAAAGAAGAUUUAAUUUGAAAAUCCAUUAAAAAGUUCUGGUAAGUUGACCGGAACGGUUUUAUUUAACACGAAUUAACGAAAAAUCCUGCGUACUAGGAAAUGGAGAAAGUGAAUUUUUUAAUAAUUUUGCUGGGAUGUUUCCUGGCAAUUUCCCGGGAUGCCCAGGCAGUUCGAAGAUCUAUUAUAAAUACAGACAUACCCGAAGGCGUUCAUUGUCCUAUCUAUACAAGGAACGCCCUCUACAUACCUCAUCCUGAUUUUUGCGACAAAUUUUUGGUAUGUUUCAAUGGACGCCUGGCCGUAAAGAGCUGCCCGGAUGGACUUCACUGGGAUAAUAAUUCAAAAACAUGCAAUUGGCCCGAGGAAGCUCAGUGUCCCCUAGUUGAAGAAGACGCAAUUGACGAGGAAGUGAAAUGCGACCCUUACGCGAACCCACUCAAAACGACCUUCAUCCGUCACCCUACUGAUUGCUCCAAAUUUUACAUGUGUCAGUUUGGCAGGAAACAUGAAACCCAGUGUCCUGAUGGAUUGCAUUUUAAUAUUGAGUCCUCGGAGUGUGAUUACCCCGAACUAGCUAAGUGUGAAGUGAUCCCCGGUACUACAGCAAGACCAUCAAUAUGUCCGGCGGAAGGUUAUGAAACAAAAGGUUUUCCCGAUGUUUGUUCAAAGUUCGUUCAAUGUGUAGAAGGUCUCGUCUAUGUGAGGUCCUGUCCCAAAGGACUCUUCUGGAGUGAGUCGGAGAAACGGUGUGAAUAUGCUCACAAAUCAGAGUGUAUGAAAGGUCAAAGUGUUCUAUCACCUGGGGAGGACAAUGACGAAGUGACCUAUGUUCCCGAUUGUCCACAUGUCCUUGAUGAGGAUGCGUUUGUUGCACACCCAAAUGAUUGCACCAAAUACUUCCAAUGCUGGAAUGGAAACGCUUUUCUUAGAGAAUGUCCGCAAGGACUACAUUGGAACGCUGAGGACAACCAAUGCGACUGGCCUUCAAGAGCCAAUUGCCCCGAAGCUAUAUCUACUACUCCAGCAACCGAGGCUACUGACGAGCCUACAACUGAGUCCACCGAAGAACCUGAAAUAGACACCACCCUAGAACCCACCGAAGAACCAACAACUGAAUCGCUUGAAACUGACCCUGAUGAAGACUCUACCACAGAACUUACAACUGAGGAACCAGCUACAACAGUCCCAACAACAGACACUCCUGAAGAAAACGAAACAACCCAGCCUCCUACUAAUCCACCAGACACUGAAACAAUCCCAAAAGACGUCGAUUGUCCUCUUGAUACAGAGAACAUGCUGUACAUCCCACAUCCUGAAUCAUGCGAUAAAUUUUUGCAAUGCUUCAAUGGACGCCUCUUCCUACAGAGCUGCCCAGAAGGACUUCACUGGGACAAUAAUUCAAAAACUUGCAAUUGGCCCGAACAAGCUCAGUGUCCUCUAGCCGAAGGUGAUCCAAAUGAGGAUGAAGUGAAAUGCGACCCUGACGCAAACCCAAAUGAAACAACGUUCGUCCCUCAUCCCAGUGAUUGCUCCAAAUUUUACAUGUGUCAAUUUGGCAGGAAACAUGAAACUAAGUGUCCUGAAGGAUUGCACUUUAACGUAGAAUCAUCGCAGUGCGAUUACCCGGAAUUUGCUAAAUGUCAAUUGAUAUCCGACACUUCAGCAAUACCAUCAAUAUGCCCAGCGUUUGGUGUUGAAACCAAAGGAAUCCCGAAGAUUUGCUCAAAAUACAUACAAUGUGUGCAUGGUCGUCCUUAUGUGAGGUCCUGUCCUAAGUUUCUUUUCUGGAGUGAAUCGCGAAAACGGUGCGAUUACGCGCACAAUUCAGAGUGCCUGAAUGGAAGCAGUAUCGUAUCACCCGGAGGAGACGAUAAUGAAGGGGGUUAUGUUCCUGAUUGUCCACAUUCACUUAAUAAGGACACAUUUGUCCCAUAUCCAGGAAAUUGCCGCAAAUACUUUCAAUGCUGGAAUGGACAUGCUUUUGUUAGGCACUGUCCUUUAGGACUUCAUUGGAAUGCUGUAAUUAAUCGGUGUGAUUGGCCUUUCAGAGCUAAUUGCACUGAAACUAUACCAACAACUCCAGCGACUGAGUCCACUGAAGAGCCCAGUGAAGGACCAGGAACUGAAGCACCAGGAACGGAAGCACCGGAAACUGAAGCCCCAGGAACUGAACCACCAGCAACAGAAGCACCAGGAUCUGAAGCCCCAGGAACUGAACCACCAGGAUCUGAAGCCCCAGGAACUGAAGCACCAGGAACUGAUGCGCCUGAAACUGAAGCACCAGGAACUGAACCACCAGCAACGGAAGCACCUGGAUCUGAAGCACCAGGGACUGAAUCACCAGAAACUGAACCACCAGCAACGGAAGCACCGGGAUCCGAAGCCCCAGGAACUAAGCCACCAGCAACUGAACCACCAGCAACGGAAGCACCAGGAUCCGAAGCCCCAGAAACUGAAGCCCCAGCAACUGAACCACCAGCAACUGAAGCACCGGGAACUAAGCCACCAGCAACUGAACCACCAGCGACUCAAGCCCCGGGAUCUGAAGCACCAGGAGCCAAGCCACCAACAACUGAAGCACCGGGAUCUGAGGCACCAGCAACUGAAGCACCAGCAACUGAGUUACCACCCAUUCUACCACCAGCAGAUGGAGCACCAGCAAUCGAAGGACCAAGACCUGAGACUUCUACUCCAUCUGAUCCACGAGUAAACGUUUCGCUCCCUACUUUAAAGUCGAGUUAAUUUCAGUCGAAACUGGACUGUUAAUGUUCCGCAAUAAUUAAUAAAAAAAUUUCAAACGUUUUAAAUCGAUAAA
Messenger RNA from Hermetia illucens (black soldier fly), 2820 nucleotides. RefSeq names its product chitin-binding domain protein cbd-1-like. Bases 105 to 2747 code for a protein of 880 amino acids. The transcript is spliced from 3 exons. Gene Ontology annotation, cellular component: extracellular region. Gene Ontology annotation, molecular function: chitin binding. Lineage: Eukaryota; Metazoa; Arthropoda; Insecta; Diptera; Stratiomyidae. The record is from RefSeq and is a predicted model, not a curated record.